Molecule: messenger RNA, 3994 nt
Organism: Chiloscyllium plagiosum (whitespotted bambooshark)
Lineage: Eukaryota; Metazoa; Chordata; Chondrichthyes; Orectolobiformes; Hemiscylliidae
Source: RefSeq, a predicted model, not a curated record
AGCAGGAUCCAGCUUGAUUUCCAUUUCCCUUCAGAUUUGAGAGAUGACCUGCCAUCCUUAGUUGGAUGAUGAGUGUAAUCUCUGGCUACUGAUUUUGCUUUAAAUGGUCAAUUAAUUUGGAUGACUGAAUGUGAAGUUGCAACCCACAUUUAAUCUUUGGUUCAGGCCUUCAAGUUGUAAUACUCCUACAUUCAAUAUUAUCCUGACAUUGGGGUGAAAUGCAUUAAAGAGGUGCUACAUUAUCCAGGGUCAUGAGAUAACAAGGUAAUUACAGAUGAGGAUGCUAAUUCUACGCAUUUUGUCACACCCAUCCAAUAACAAUGCUGUCCUCCUGCUGUUGGACCUAGUUUUCUCUUCAAUGAUUCCACAAUUGUUGUCAUAAUCACUCCAUCUCAAUUUCACUCAUGUGAACAUCUGGCUGAGAUUGAUAGCUCCAUGCAAUGAUCUAGUGGGGUGGUUAUCUUCAAGGGUGACUGAUUGCCCACCUGCUUCACUGAGAAAGUUCAAUCGAUCACGCUGACCCUCCGGCUUCUCAGCAAAUCACUACCCUCGAUACUGAAGUACCAUCGAGCCAGCAGAUGCUGGCCAAUCAAAUACCAGCUACUUGUGCAUGCUUGAAAUCAUCACUGGACACCCAGGUUUUAGGAUCUUAAAUGACAAGAAGAAACCUACGUCAGUAAGUCCACAAACGAUUGAGGAAAUGGCUUAUGCUCCUCUGCCGCAGGGUUGGCAGUGUUACAUGUCCCCACAAGGUCGGAAGUACUAUGUCAAUGCCUACACAAAUGAAACAACCUGGGAAAGGCCAACAAGUGCUCCAGGAACACCAAAGAGUCCAAUUUCACAGAUGAAUUCAUUGCCUACAGUGAAUGGCUUUCACUCAUCAGGGAGCCUGUCACAUCAUUCGGAGACCUCGCACAUGGCCUUGAGGAAGACUAGCAGUGAUCCACAGAGUCCAGGCGUUGGGUCACCCACCCGAAGACAGAAUAAAGAAAGCACCAUCACGAUAAAUUGUGUUACGUUUCCACAUCCAGACACUAUGCCUGAACAGCAGCUGCUUAAACCAGAUGACUGGAGCUACUGUGACUACUUCUGGGCAGACAAAAAGGACCCCCAGAGCAACAGCACAAUUGCUGGAUUUGAUAUUAUCCUUGUGAAACAGCUCAAGGGCAAACAAAUGCAGAAAGAAAUGGCCGAAUUUAUUCGGGAAAGGAUUAAAAUAGAAGAGGACUAUGCCAAAAACCUAGCAAAGCUCUCCCAGAGUCCACUGGCGGGCCUAGAGGAAGGCACUUUGGGAGAGUCUUGGACACAGGUGAAGAAAAGUUUGGCAGAUGAGGCUGAGGUUCAUCUGAAAUUUUCAUCAAAGCUGCAAAGUGAAGUGGAGAAACCCUUGUUGUCAUUUCGAGAGAACUUCAAGAAGGAUAUGAAGAAGUUUGACCAUCAUAUAUCCGACCUGCGCAAACAACUAAGUACUCGCUAUGCGACAGUGGAGAAGGCUCGAAAAGCUUUGGCAGAGAGGCAAAAGGAUCUGGAAUUCAAAACUCAACAACUGGAGAAUAAAUCUACUUACAAAACAGAAGAAGAUAUCAAGAAAGCCAGGCGGAAAUCAACGCAAGCAGGUGAUGACCUGACACGCUGUGUAGAUCUCUACAAUCAAACCCAAUCCAAAUGGUUCGAGGAGAUGGUCACAACAACUCUGGAGCUCGAGAGGCUGGAGGUUGAAAGGAUCGAAAUGAUUCGGCAGCACCUCUGUCAGUACACACAGCUUCGCCAUGAGACCGACAUGUUCAACCAAAGUACCAUUGAACCAGUGGACAAGCUACUUCGGAAGGUUGACCCCAACCGUGAUAGAGAAUCAUGGGUAAAAGAGCACAAGACAGGCCAUAUCCGGCCUGUGGACAUGGAAUUAUAGAGAGCAAGCCCAUAGGAGGGCUAUAGUUAUAUUUUCCCCCCCUCACAGGCAUUGACUGAGCAGUUAGAUUUUGCUGGUCUUCAAAUGAAUGGAUUGAGUCGAGGAUACGACGUGCAAUGGAAGUUACAAGUACAAGCUCAUAACCCAGUGCCUUUUGUGUUCAUGGAACAAAAAAAAGUUUAAAUAUUUAGCCAUCCGUGUCAACUUUAAUAAGCAGUUUGUUUUUUUUUCUGUGCUAAUAGGAGUUUUCUUGUUAUCAAACUGCCUAUUCACCAGCAAUGGUGGAAAAGCUUUCUCUUGCAUGCUAAGCAUGUAUAUAUACACAAGAGUUCUUUGCUGUCGGUGAUUCCACCUUCCCCUCUUUCUCCACCCCACCCCACCCCCACUACUCCUUCCUUACAUUCCAACAAAUAGUGCAAUGUGGUUGUCCUUUGAUCAAAGUGGGAGCUUUCACGUGAAAACCAGUUUAGCUUUGGUUAGAGUUCCAAUCUUCUAUUUUUCCCAAAUUUCACCUCCCCAUACAAGUUAGCCAGAUAACAUUCUUAGUAGCUGAUCACAAUUGAGCGGGAUCACAGACUAACCUGGGUACAAAGGACGCAGGGAGGUUUGCAAUAACUAAAAUUGAUAUUCAGUAGAUUUUAAUGAAAGGCUACAAAGUUUGGUGUGCAAUGCAUCAUGAACUAUCUAUUGGUCCUUAAAAUUGUGAAAAUGAGAACAAAUCAGAAAUGUUCCAAGAGAUUGGAAUUCUAUGCCUGAGGUCUUAACUGUUUUGAGUGAGUUAAAGUCAGGCCCUCCAGUUCCAGAUCUCUCUCAUGUUGAAGUCAAUUUCUACAGGGAAUCUAGCUGAGGGAAAUGCUCCAAAUUGAAUUUACAAUGGCAGGACUUUGACAGGUCAACUAUUGAAGGUUCAAAUUAAUCUUCUGCAGAAAGAUCACUUUCAUUCUCUUUUGUCUUGGUUGGAGUUUGUUACCAUGGUGAUUGGUCCUUUUUAGAUAGUUUAUCACACUCUUCAAUUCACUUCACCUUACACAUGAGAAAUGUGUACAACCUACUGCUAGGAGGUAACUCCAUGGGGUCUCAUUUAUCCUCUAUUCACUUCUUUUCUACAACCUUCCAGUCAGACUUGAUCGGUUCCUUGGGUGACCAAAUCUCAAAUUAGUAAUAUGCACUAAUCAAUGUUCUGAGGCAAGUUUUGCUGUAAUCUUUUUGUUUAGUAUAGUUUUAAUUUUGUCUGUCUGUUAUCUGGUGGCUCACUCACCCUUUGCCUGAACCUUCUGAGAAGGGAUAUGUUGACAGAAGAGUUUCAGCCACAGAAAUGUUCAUUUAUCCUUUUUAGAAAUGUGGAUCACACCAACAUAGGUGUACAAUGGCUUCCAAAGGAUAGAGCAGAUUUCUAGAUGAAAAUGUUAUGUUGCGAUGCUUCCAAACUUGUUAAUGCCAACCAGUUAAAUUUGCAGGCUUGUAGACAGUUGAGUUGCCCAGUGAGAAUAUGAUUUUGUGCCCAUAAUUGUUUGUUAGCUUAUGAGGACCCAGCACUACUGCUAUUCUAAGCUUUUCUUUAAAUAAUGCAAACACAGUUUAAAAAUAAAACACCUAAUUAACAGUUUACAGGAAAAUUACUUAGGCACAUUUUGUCAAUCAAUGUAUAUUGGGGGGUGGUAUUAACAUUUACAACUUUAAGCAAAAUUGCUACUUGCAUAGCUUACCCACUGGGUUUCAUAAAUCAGUGGCAUUUUUACAAUGGCACAGAUUCUCUACUUAAUUGAAAUUCUAUGAUGUACUGUAUAACAGGGGUUUCAUAGUUUUCCAUAAACCAGCAAUCACUGAAGAUGAGGUUUAUGAUCCAAGAUGUUUUCAUGUGAAAGUACCCCAAAAUGAAUUUGACCAAGCUGUAUUUACAGCAAUAUAAUGGUUCCUAUUUAACACUGUAUGUUGCUUUGAAUAUUGUGCAAGUUGUGAUACAUGUUCUAUCUAGUUAAAUUGAUAUUAAAACAUUCACAUUAUAAAAGCAACUUUUUUUCAUUGAAAGGCUAUCGCUGCUAAAACCUGAACAUUUUCCAUAUAAUAAAUGACAUCUUGUUGAAA